AUGAAUGAAAAAUAUUCCGAAACGUACCAAAUAGAACUUUUCAAACAACUGAAGGCAUCAAAACUUUACUCGGAUCUCUUCAAUGCAGCACAAGAAGAAGUGAAUAAACCCAGUGUUAAAUUAUCAGAUUUAAGAAGGACAGUUCAAUCAGCAUUAAAAGAUUCAGGUUGGGAUAGAAAGUUACGAAAUGCUGUUUAUAAACACAUACAAAAUAAUACGACUGAUGUUAACCCGAAAUAUCCAGUAGAGUAUAAUAAAGAACGGUUGGGUUACGUUCUGAAGGCACAGCAAGCCUGGGAAAAGAAAAUAUUAAAAAGUUUGAACAGUAUGUGUACAGAAUUAAGUAUCCCAUUAGCUAGGAAGAGAACAGAGAGAGAACAGAAAGAUUUAAAUCAGAGGUGGUUUGAGCUUGGUGCUGAAGGACCAGAUUUGAGUGCAAUCAGACCAGUAUAUGCACCGAAAGAUUUUUUAGAAGUGAUCAUUGGUUUAAGUAACACUAAUUACAGAUCUAAAACAGAAUCAGGAUUUAACUUAUGGGGUAUCGUUCAGCCACCAUUGAGUGUAAAAUCCAUGGAUGAAUUGCGUUUCCAGUAUAACGAAAUGUCCAUUAAUCAAUGCCAGUCCGGAAUGGACGAUGGUCAAGAUUUGUCCAUGGAGUUAUUUGAUCUAGAUAGGUAUAAACUUGGUAAAAAAGUUAUUGGAGUAAACCAUGGUCCUCUAGCUAGUGAGUUUACUAAGAAAGGUAGUGCUGUAGGGCUAAGAUCUGAAUUAUGGUGUCAGAUGCUGGGAGUACAGGUUGAUGAUGUGGCAGUGUUAUACUAUGAACAGUUAAAGACCAACGUUUUACAGCAUGAAUUAUUGGUAGAUAAUUUGCUAUACAAGGACGUCAAGUUAACAGCUACGAAUGAUGAUCAUUACUUCGUGUUUGAAGAUUUUCUGUAUCAGGUCUUGUUACCAUUCUCUAGAGAUGUAACAGUACUCAACCAUCUAAUGAACAAUUCCACCAUUACCCCAGCUAAAUCCUAUAUUCGUGGUAGAAUGGGACUAGAGGAUUCUGCUGUAUAUUAUCCUCCUAAUGGUGUUAUCCCAUUUCAUGGUUUUGCUAUGUAUGUAUCACCACUAUGUUAUUUAUAUAAAGAACCUAUCAAGCUGUACUAUGUUUUCCGUGAAUUCUUUAUGAGAUAUUUCUUUCGAUUACAUUGUCUAUCAUCCCAUCCACAGGGUAUUCUUUCUUUAAGUUUAUUAUUUGAAACAUUACUACAAGAUAGGGAACCUGAGCUGUUUUUUCAUUUAAAAUCAGUCGGUUGUCAACCAUUAAAGAUUUCCUUCAAAUGGUUGAUGAGAGCGUUCUCAGGGUUUCUAGCCAGUGAUCAAGUUUUAGUAUUAUGGGAUAGAAUUCUAGCGUACAAUUCUCUAGAAAUAUUAUCAGUGUUGGCAGUUGCUAUAUUUUCUUUUAGAAAAACCAAUUUAAUGAAAGUUCAAACAUUUAAUGCAGCUGAAGGGGUUUUAGCAGAUUUAACAACAUUACAAGUGGUACCUUUAAUACAACUCACACUGUUCUGUAAAACCUGAUGAAUUCUAGAUCUUAAAUGACACCUAGAUUGGAAUGUUUCCUAAAUUUUUAAAUAAAGUGGGGAAAUAUUGCUGGCUUUAGAUCUGAACUUGGCAAAGUUUAUUAAAUAUUAAAAUGUUUAUAAAUGACAUGUAAUAGAAAAUUAUCUGAUGUAGAGAAGAGAAUGAGACAAAAUCAUUGUGGAAAGUUCAAAAAUAUAAAAAGGAUGCCUCAAUGACAGAUAAAACAAAAAAUUUCAGAAUUUAAUCAAUAAUGUUGUUAAAUUUGUUUCAGAAUCAUGAUUUUAAUUUAUUUAUUUUGUUAAUUUAUUGUUAAAUAAAAUAAAAGAAUG
This is a messenger RNA of Lottia gigantea (owl limpet), 1904 nucleotides long. RefSeq lists its product as hypothetical. Bases 1 to 1572 code for a protein of 523 amino acids. The record is from RefSeq and is a predicted model, not a curated record. The transcript has 17 exons. NCBI's taxonomy places the organism in Eukaryota, Metazoa, Mollusca, Gastropoda, Lottiidae.